This is a messenger RNA of Exophiala bonariae, 1749 nucleotides long. RefSeq lists its product as uncharacterized. Gene Ontology annotation, molecular function: alpha-1,2-mannosyltransferase activity. The record is from RefSeq and is a predicted model, not a curated record. The coding region runs from base 1 to 1749 and encodes 582 amino acids. The transcript has a single exon. Gene Ontology annotation, cellular component: endoplasmic reticulum membrane. Gene Ontology annotation, biological process: protein N-linked glycosylation. NCBI's taxonomy places the organism in Eukaryota, Fungi, Ascomycota, Eurotiomycetes, Chaetothyriales, Herpotrichiellaceae.
AUGUACGAUGCAGUCCCUCAACCAGUGGCAGUCAAAUUCUACCUGCCAUUGAAUAUUGCAUUUUAUCUGUGUCUGGUUUCCCAUGUCGUUGCUGCUCUCUACGCUCCCAUUCAGGAUUGUGAUGAAACCUUCAAUUAUUGGGAACCUUUGCACUAUCUCAAUCACGGUUAUGGACUUCAGACAUGGGAGUAUUCUCCGGAGUUCAGUAUUCGAAGCUGGGCUUACAUUUCAUUACAUGCCAUACCUGCCAAGAUCAUUGCAUUGAUCAGUGGGUCUAAAGUCUCCGAGUUCUAUGGCUUGCGUAUUCUUUUGGCAUUCGUCUGUGCUGCCACCGAAACCAGACUAUAUUCGGUCAUAUGCAGAGCUCUGAACCCAAGAAUCGGUAUCAUAUAUCUUUCUAUCGUGGCCUUCACUCCUGGUUUCUUCUAUGCAUCUGCAGCUUUCGUGCCAUCAAGCUUCGCCAUGUAUACAUCAGCAUUGGGGCUGACAUCGUUCAUGGACUGGCACGGUGGGUCCAAGACGGCCACUGGAAUCAUGUGGUUCGGAAUCGGCGCAUUGCUGGGAUGGCCAUUUGCGGGUGCUUUGAUCGUUCCAUUCGUCAUCGAAGACUGGCUCAUCGCUGUUGUUGGUGGAGGAGACUUGUUUGAGAUGUUCAGACGAUACCUCGAUGGCGCCGUUCGCUGUCUGAUAGUGCUUGCUCUGCAAGUUGGUAUUGAUACGUUCUUCUUUCACAAAAUGGUGGUGGUGUCCUGGCAAAUCGUGGCAUACAAUGUCUUCGGUGGCAGAGAUCGAGGUCCGGAUAUCUUUGGUACAGAGCCGUGGCAUUACUAUAUUCGCAAUCUUUUAUUGAACUUUAACAUGUGGUUCAUCUUGGCUGUCGCAUCAGGACCAUUCUUCCUGUUUCAAUCUGCGAUUUUGAGACAGAAUUCGACCAAACAGACCUUCCUCCGCACCCUUACAUUUCUGACACCUUUCUAUCUUUGGUUGGCCAUCUUCAGCCUUCAACCGCACAAAGAGGAGAGGUUCAUGUUCCCAGCAUAUCCUUUCCUAGCCUUGAAUGCUGCAAUCACAUUCCACUCAUUUUUGGCCUGGGUCGGCUCAACCGACUCCGUCAUAUUUGGCAAAAUUCCUCCGAAGCUCAAGCUGGCGACGACCUUGACGCUUGUGUUGCUUUCACUCAAUAUCGGCCUGAUCCGAAUAUUCGGGACGCUCACUGCUUAUCGCGCUCCCCUCCAGAUUUAUGGUGCUCUGAACUCACCGGGUGCGGUGCAAAUUGGGGACACCGUCUGUUUCGGCAAAGACUGGUAUCGGUUUCCAUCAUCGCACCAUCUUCCGAACGGCACACAUGCCAAAUUCAUCAAGAGUGAAUUCGAUGGACUCCUCCCCGGGGAGUAUCAUGAAGGUCAAACCGGAUUUGGCUUUUUCCCAGGAACCUGGCUACUUCCCUCCGGUAUGAACGAUCUGAACCAAGAAGAUCCGGCAAAGCACACUGCGGUCGAGCACUGCACUUACCUUGUGGACACUUACCAUCCUGGAAUGGAAGCAACAAAACAUGAGCCAUUGUAUGCUCUGGAGCCAGAAUGGUCCAAAGUUGCAUGCUACCCAUUUCUGGACGCAGGGAAAACCUCACUACUUGCACGCACGAUUUGGAUUCCUGACCUAUCUGUCAUACCUGCACGUUAUCGUCGGCAUUGGGGCGAGCACUGUCUCCUCAAGCGAAACGAUCCUGCACGAUAUGUGAAGCAUUGA